Nelumbo nucifera (sacred lotus) is the source of this 1501-nucleotide messenger RNA. RefSeq names its product chitinase-like protein 1. NCBI's taxonomy places the organism in Eukaryota, Viridiplantae, Streptophyta, Magnoliopsida, Proteales, Nelumbonaceae. Gene Ontology annotation, molecular function: chitinase activity. Gene Ontology annotation, biological process: cell wall macromolecule catabolic process; carbohydrate metabolic process; chitin catabolic process. The record is from RefSeq and is a predicted model, not a curated record.
UUAACUCUCUAACAUCUUUGUAAGACAUAUCCACCAUCAACCGCAGAUUAGCCGUUGAAACUUACGAAGUUGCAGGUGAUUACGCAUGUGGGACUGGUAGCAUCUAGAACAUGAAAGAGCCCUGAUCUAAUUCUUUUGUCUUCCUCGCAAGACAUAGGAAAGAAAGAAACGUUCCUCCUACCAAGGAGGGGGAAUAUAAUCUUCAGUUUCUAGUUUCUGCUACUGUGAGAAAUUUGAUCUAAAACGCGAAUCUGAUCCACUAUUUUCCUAGAAUGGAGAUCAAAUGGACAGUAUUCGUUUUAGCAAUGGUGGUAGCGAUGGCCAUGUGGGGGAAUGUGAGUGAAGCAAAGGGGAAAAAGGAGAAGGUGUGCACCAAGGGAUGGGAGUGCCAAGGCUCCAAGUACUGUUGCAACCUAACCAUCUCCGACUACUUCCAGGUCUACCAGUUCGAGAACCUAUUCUCCAAGCGCAACUCCCCGAUCUCUCACGCCGUUGGAUUCUGGGACUACCAGUCUUUCAUCCUCGCAUCCACCCUUUUCCAGCCCCUCGGCUUUGGCACCACCGGCGGUAAGCUUAUGCAGAUGAAGGAGAUCGCCGCCUUCCUUGGGCAUGUUGGCAGCCAGACUUCCUGUGGUUACGGUGUUGCCACUGGAGGGCCCUUAGCCUGGGGGCUCUGCUACAACCAUGAAAUGAGCCCGAGCCAAGCCUACUGUGAUCCCAAUUACCUCUACCCUUGCUCUCCCGGAGUUCAAUACUAUGGCCGGGGUGCGUUGCCCGUCUACUGGAACUACAAUUACGGGAUCAUCGGGGAUGGUUUGAAGGUGGAUCUGUUGAACUAUCCUGAAUAUCUGGAACAGAAUGCUACUCUGGCAUUCCAAGCUGCUAUGUGGAGGUGGAUGAACCCGAUCAAGCCGAAGCAGCCAUCAGCCCAUGAUGUCUUCGUUGGAAACUGGAAGCCUACCAAGAAUGACACUUUGGCCAAACGUGUUCCUGGUUUUGGAGCCACCAUGAAUAUUCUCUAUGGGGACCGGGUGUGCAGUCAGGGUGACAUUGAUUCCAUGAACGCCAUUAUCUCCCACUACCUCUAUUACCUUGAUCUACUGGGGGUUGGUAGAGAGCAGGGAGGUGCCCAUGAUAUUCUGACAUGUGCAGAACAGAUAGCAUUCAACCCUUCUUCAUCUUCAUCCUCAUCUUCCUAAGAUGCCGCUGCAAUUUCAAUUGUAGUACAAACCCCCCCAGUUGUGAAACUGUCCUUGAUCAAGCACAGCUUAAUAAAGGGUAAGUGUUCUUUUGCCAUGUCAAGACCAGGUUAUUUGAAUCCGAAGGUGAAAGGACAAGUUUUUUGUUCAUUGUUACUUUGGAUUGUUUGCAUUGCCGGUGGCAUCAUAUUGUAACAUGUUUAUGUAUGGUUCUGUUUAAAAAUGUUAAUUGUCUGUUUAUUGUGUGAUUACUACAUUAAACAAUAAUUCAAACUGCUUUCUUGUUAGAAUUUCAUGUAUAA